Molecule: messenger RNA, 4043 nt
Organism: Papilio xuthus (Asian swallowtail)
Lineage: Eukaryota; Metazoa; Arthropoda; Insecta; Lepidoptera; Papilionidae
Gene: Invadolysin
Product: leishmanolysin-like peptidase, invadolysin
Exons: 18
Coding region: 125-2212 (695 amino acids)
Biological process (GO): cell adhesion; proteolysis
Cellular component (GO): membrane; cytoplasm
Molecular function (GO): metalloendopeptidase activity
Source: RefSeq, a predicted model, not a curated record
AAACAGCCAGUUUGAUCUCGCUAUGGCGUAUGUUCGCAUGUCUUUAUGCGUUUAUAUAGUCACAAAUUAAAAUGUAAACAAAUAAUAAUAGUUUAUAAGUGAAAUAUCUCUUGUCAAAGACAAAAUGUCGUAUACCAGUGCUAGUUGUUUGUGGGUGUUUUUAUUUGUUGUGUUGUUUAUAAAGGAAAUUAAAUGCAAUGCAUUUGUGAAUGAGUUAUUAUUAAGUGAACAUCAUCAUGUACAUUGUUCACACGAACAUCCUAAAGAGGAUCAAGUGGUCCGCGGGGUACAUAUAGAGCCAGCACACCUAGUUAAAAGAAGAAGUAUAGACCAGCCACUUAGGAUUAGUAUAUUUUAUGACCACUCUGUAUAUAGAUUAGAACCUGAGAAAUUUGACAUGAUUAAUAAUACAAUAUUACCUGAGGCGGUAAAGUUUUGGGAGCAAGCGUUGAAAGUACGAAAGACUGGUGGGCCGAUAAAACUUAACAGAAAAUGUCCUACCCGUCAAGUAUUCAUACGAGGUGGCAGAUCACAUUGUAUAGACGCAUGUAACGCUGAGACAAUGUGCGGAGAGGUCAGGGUCCCGGAGUAUCAUCUGAAUCCAUGCUACGUCUGCAAUAGUACUGGACAUAACUGCAGAGCGUUGCCCACAAAAUUAGAAGAGGAUCUAGAACUGACUACAGAAACUAAUAACAACGAUACCACGGAAUCAACAGUGCUGGAAGAUGAAAUAGAAGCGACUGGAGUAGAAGAUACAGAUUUCGUGCUAUACGUAAGUGCUGUAGAGACGGAGAGAUGUAGACGUGGCUUGACUGUUGCGUACGCUUCUCAUUGUCAACAGGAAUCUGCGUUGGACAGGCCGGUAGCGGGUCAUGCUAAUUUUUGUCCAGGAGAAUUGUCAACGAAUUAUCGAGAUCUUCCAUCUGUUCUGUCAACAGUGAAACACGAAAUGUUGCACGCUUUAGGUUUUAGUGUGUCUUUAUUUGGAUUUUAUAGAGAUGACAAUGGAGAACCGUUGACAGAAAGAAGACCAGACACUGGAGAUCCACCUCUGGAUGAAGAAUUACAGAUUCACAAAUGGUCAUCCCGUGUAGUUAAAAACGUAACUCGUAGAAACUGGAUGAUAAGAGGUGGUUAUAUGUCGCGAACUUUUCACAUGAUUGUCACACCCAGAGUUGUUAAAGAGGUCCGUGAACACUUUAACUGUUCAGAUCUGGAAGGUGCAGAAUUAGAAGAUCAAGGUGGAGAUGGUACGGCUCUCACACAUUGGGAGAAAAGAGUCUUUGAAAACGAAGCAAUGACUGGAACACAUACACAGAAUUCAGUAUUCAGUCGUAUCACAUUAGCAUUGAUGGAGGAUACUGGAUGGUAUCGCGCUGACUAUACACACGCGAGCCCCCUACAUUGGGGUAGGGGGUUGGGUUGCAGAUUUGCGAUGGCCUCCUGCAAACAAUGGCUGAAUACACAAAGGUUGAGACGUAAGAAUCCAGCGCCGUUCUGCGAGAGAGUGAAAGGCGAUCCAUUAAGAACGGAAUGUUCCCCAAAGAGAACUGCUGUGGUUCUCUGCAAUUUGGUGCGACACGAGAAUAUAUUGCCCAGAGCUUAUCAGCACUUCGACCUCCUACCAAACGUGCCCCCAGGGGACGAAGCACACUACGGUGGGUCAGUGUCUCUGGCGGACUACUGCCCCUACCUGCAGGAGUUCACUUGGAGACACAAGAGUGUCCUCAUACGAGGCAGCCGGUGUUCAUACGAAGAGAAUACACCAAAGACUGAUGUUAAUUUCGCAUUAGAAAAUUACGGACCGCAUUCAAAAUGCUUCGACCAUAGCGACAGAGUGUGGGAACAGAAAUCAUGUAGACAGAUAAGAGAAUGGCAACACUGGGGCUCUGGUUGCUACAAAUAUAAAUGUCAAAGUGGAAGAUUACAUAUUGUGGUGGGCAACUACUCGUAUACAUGCUACCACGCGGGGCAAGUGCUGCAAGUGAGGAUCAUGCAGCGCGGCUGGCUGCACCGUGGAGGUGUCGUCUGUCCACCAUGCAGAGAGCUCUGCGCUGAAGAGUUUCAAUCUCGUGGUGAAUACUGUAAAGGAGGUGAAGAAGCACCACCACCUAAUUUGUACCCAAAUGAUUUGUUGGUCUGUAAAUCUCCCGCGCUUUUGCCAGCCGCCAUCUUGUUAUUGUCCGCCAUCUUGUGUGUCUACGUUAUUUGAUGUUUAUGUGAUUUAUAAACGUUACCAUUGUGAAAGUUGUUAGGACGAAAUUUAUCUGGCUCUUUAAUAGUUCUGUUGUCACGUUCUGUCAGACGUGACAGUUUGACAAGGAUCUUGUGACAUUGAGUUAUAGUGUCUGUUUAAGAUAGGUUAGUUUGACAAUUCACUAGAUAUGGGUUGAGUAAAAUCUAGAUUUUUAGAGAAUUUCUUAGAUUUUCGAUGUUUUUUUUCGUAGAACUUUUAAUGGAGAAUCGGUGAUUGAUUAAUUAGAUAUUUUAUAUGCGUCAGUUGUCAAACUAAUCUUAAAUAGACGUACUAUAGUGAGGUUAUUUGACAUAUACCCACCGGGUCAAAUAAAUUCGUCGUCCUAUAUUAUAUUCGACUGAAAAUUGUUUAAUUGGAAAUUACGAGAAAAUAACGAUUAACUAUAAAUGUGUUCUCUCUUAAAUUGUGUUAAAAUUGACUUUGACAUGUUUUUAAACAUGUUUUUCGACAGUGAAAACUUAUUUUUUUUGUGAAUUAAGGACUUUGUACGUUUCUAUUCUUGAAUAUAGCACUUAUUACUAAGUGCUUAGAGUACAGUAUUGAAUGACAAUACUAAGAGAGGCACUUUUUGUAUGUAAAUAUCUUAAUAUAAAUACGUCCGUGGAAAUUUCAGCUUUAUUUUAAUGCUAUUUAAGUUUAUUUUUAAAUAUCAUGUACUUAUAUUUUUUAUUGUAUUUUAAGAAGUGUUUUGCUACGGACCAAUGAGGUGAGUCGUGUUCGCAUUGCUGAAACAUUCACAGAAACAUGUUGGAUUUGUCAUGUCUAUUGGAUUAUGUCUUUGGAAUGUAAUAUUUGUUACGAUAUUGCCCUACUAUGAGUCGGGCAGUUUUUUGCCCGACUCAAAUUGCGAGAAAUUUUGCACGAGGAAAUUUUCUGGGACAAAUAAUUGCCCGACCCAAUGUAAAAUUGUUACGAUAACUUUGCCCUACUUUAAGUCGGGCAUUUUUUGCUAGUAAUUUUGCUCGAUGAAAAACUUUACACGUGAAUUCACUGUCGCAAAUAAAAAUUGCCUGACCCAGUAAUAUAAAAUUGUUACGGUAACUUUGCCCUACUUUAAGUCGGGCAUUUUUUGCCCGAUACAAAUUUUGCACGAUUAAAUUAUUUAAAUGAGAAUAUUUUCUGGGACAAAAAAAAAAUUGCCCGACCCAGUAAUGUAAAAUUGUCUCGAUAUUGCCCUACUAUGAGUCGGGUAUUUUUUUGCCCGACUCAAACUUUAAGAAAUUUUGCUCGAUAGAAAAUUUGUCAUAUAAAUAUUUACCGCGACAAAGAAAUUAAAAAAAAAAUGCCCGACUUUGAAAUUUACGUUUUUAGGCGCCAUAAUUAUAAACAAAGUACCAGGAUAUCAUAACAUAUGAAGAACAAAACUAUUCAAAGGCAGAAGAAAAAAAUAUAUCCAUCUCUUUCACACACACGUAAUAUCUAUCUAUCUCUUUUAUACCAAAAGCACGCGUUUGAAAGAAUUGUUUGCGGCAAUGCGAAUUACGAAUAUAGUUAGUUAUUUGAAAUUAAAAAUUAACCUUUUUUACUGAAGUGUUUGAGAACAAAAUCAUAAUUAAAAGUAAGCUUCCAAUUUGAAAAAAAAGAAACUAUUCAUCAAGACGAUUCAAACUGUCUAAACUGGAUGGAUGGAUGGAGGAUGUAGAAGCUGCAUCAUCAGAUCAGCUCCGUGUCAUCAUAAUACUGUAUUGUCACGUGAUUUACACAUUUAUCUAACAUUUUAAGCGUUUCUGACUUAGGGGUUAGUCACUUGACUUGCAAUCUGCAGCUCCCGGGUUCGAAUCCUGUC